This is a messenger RNA of Sorex araneus (European shrew), 1770 nucleotides long. RefSeq names its product FKBP prolyl isomerase like (gene FKBPL). Gene Ontology annotation, molecular function: protein binding. NCBI's taxonomy places the organism in Eukaryota, Metazoa, Chordata, Mammalia, Eulipotyphla, Soricidae. The record is from RefSeq and is a predicted model, not a curated record. The transcript has 3 exons. Bases 709 to 1737 code for a protein of 342 amino acids.
UUUUGGAAAGCAAAUUUACAGAGACUCCAAGUGAAGGGCUAAGUGGCAUUCUCCUUCUUUGAAGAGCUGUAAUCAUCCAGCAGGUACAGGGUACAGGACAAGCAGGGAUGAGUCACAAAAGGAACCUGCAUCUUCACACAUAAUUAUAUACUGCCCCUAUGGAAGAACACUGAAAGACCUAGUGGGGCAGGUUCUACCAGUUCUAUAUGCAAAACAGGGAAGAGACUGAAGGGGAGCACUGCCUAGGGAGAAGACAACCGGAAGAGGGUUAAUUCAAAGUGUGAUCCACCAACCAGCAAGCAAAAGCUUGUUAAAAAUGCUAAACUGCAAGCCCCUUCCCAGACUUCCGAAAUCGGAACCUGCAAUUUAACAAGUUUCCCUGGUGACACAGAUACACACCGUGAAUCGAAAGACCACGAAGAUUUCCCCGGAAUCUUUUUUUUUUUUUUUUUAAAGUUCCUCCCCAAAUCUUAAGCUUUUAAGAAAAGCUAUUAAGAUGAAGAAGAGCAUGAACGGCGAUGGAGAAUAAGAAGGGAAAGGUUUCAGAUUAGAAGGGCAAACUGGCCUGGAACCUCGAACACGAGCCAGCACAGGUGGACUGAGGCCACCAGCAUUUUUUUCCAGGUGCUGACCUGAACCUGGGCCAUCCCUUUUCGACCAAAACUGUUUACUACUUACGGUAGUAAAUAGCUGGGACCAGCCUGCCCAAUGGAGACACCUCCAGUCAUUCCAACGGGAGAGAGAAACAGCUCUCCACCGCCACAACAACGGGAAAAGAACGUUCUGGAUUCGCCUCAGAUUAGGCAGCAGCCCUCGGAACCACCUACUGAAAUCCUUGAGCCAAGAACGAGUCCAGAUCCAGCCAACCAAACUGUAGAGACUCUGCAAGGGACUGAGAAACUGACCGCGGGAGACUCUGAUCAGUCCCAUGGACCCGCCAGUGACGUAGCAGAGCCCCUUCUAACUUCUGCUGUGUGGCACUGCCCGGAUGGGAGCUUUGUUAAGAGGAUCCUAACCCCUGGCCAAGGCUUGGACAAACCCAAGCUGGGCUCCCACUGCCGGGUACUGGCUGUGGGGUUUCCACCGGGGUCAGGAAUGCCAGAGGGCUGGUCAGAGCUAACCGUGGGGAUAGGGCCAUGGAGGGAAGGAGUGUGGGGGGAGCUCACUGAGAAAUGCCUAGAGUCCAUGUGUCAAGGCGAGGAGGCGGAGCUGCGGAUCACUGGAAACUCUGGUCCUCCGGUCAGACUCACACUGGCCUCCUUCACUCAGGGACGGGACUCCUGGGAGAUGGAGGCCAGCGAAAAGGAGACACUGGCCGAGAGCGAGCGUGCCAGGGGCACAGAAUUGUUUCGAGCUGGGAACCCUGAAGGGGCAGCCCGCUGCUAUGGGCGAGCUCUGAGGCUGCUGCUGACUUUACCCCCACCUGGCCCUUCCGAACGAACCAUCCUUCAUGCCAACCUGGCUGCCUGCCAGUUGCUGCUAGGGUUGCCCGAUUUGGCAGUCCAGAGCUGCGACCGGGCCCUGGAGCGGGAGCCUGGCCACUUAAAGGCCUUGUACAGAAGGGGGGUUGCCCAGGCUGCCCUUGGCAACCUGGACAAAGCAACCGCUGACCUCAAGAAGGUGCUGAUGUUGGACCCCCAAAACCGGGCAGCCCAGGAGGAGCUGAAAAGGGUUAUCAUUAAGAGCAAGAACCAGGAUGCAGAACUGGCUCAGGGUCUGCGCAAGAUGUUUGAUUAAAAAAAUGAAACCUCUAAAGAGGCGCGAAUCUGU